ACGGUCCGACUGUUAACAUUUGUCAAGACGCGCGCGCGGGCGUGAUUGCGCGCGCGCAUUUUUAUUUUUUAUUUUUUACCGAGUGUGAAAUUUUGUGGACCUACGUGGCUGAAGUUGGACUACAACACUCCGUCCCACUCUCUCUCUCUGUCUCUCUCGCUCCCUCUCUCUCUCUCUUUCUCUCUCUCUCUCUCUCUCUCUCUCUGUCUCUCAUGCGGUCCAAGCGCGAGCUGUGAAAGGUGAACUUGCUGCCUGCCGUGGAUAAAUUAUGUGCGACAUCUUUAGCGGGGCCGCCUUAUAUGGAGCCUGGUGUUGCUGAAUACAGUAAGGCUCUACCAAGAGAGGGAGGGAGGAAAAGAAGGAGGACGGAGGGAGGGCGAAAGCGAGAGGGAAAGAAGAGAAGAAGGAGGAGAGAGGGAGCGAAAGAGAGAGGACUGCCGCGCAGCGAGCAUGAGGUUUUCGCUUUCCGCCCUCCGCUCAGCAGCAGUCAGAUGAGUCCUUGCAGAGAGGCAAGAGAAGUGCCUUCGUGUGCUGACCCUCCUGGCUGUCUGGCUCCUCUGAGGCCGCCUGUGCCUGCCCAAGUUCGCCGGAGCCGCUGGGGCCACACCAAAAGCACCAGGGCUGCCAUGACUGCCAGCUCCAUCCGCUAAGGUUGUCUCUGUGCAAACGGCACUUCCUCCCGCCCCCGUAUCCUGCCUGCUCUCUUCACCAUCCAUGCCACUCCAGCCUCCUCUGUGAAGGCCCAACUCCCUCUCCCCCGCACCUUCUCAGUCGACAAAUAUUGAAGGCAAACAGCUUUUAUCGGCUCCUGCUAGCUGAAAGAAAAUUGUUUCACUGCUGUUGUCUCUGCUGGUUCUCCUCUCUUCCAGUCACUUUUCCCCCCUCGUCUGCUGGCCCCUGCGUUCUGUCAUCAUGGGCCAAACCUGAUCGAUACCGUGUUGUGCCGUUCAUCUCGUCUGACGGUUCAGCUGACAAGUGAGCAAAUUGAGAGAACUGGGGUUGCGUGUGCCCCCGUGUGCGUUAAGAGACAGGUUACAAGACAACGGCGACAGGCUUGUUUAAGCCACAAACAGACUCCUGGGAUGGACCCCAAGUGUUAGGAGAGCCCCCAACAGGCUUCUUUCAGAUCACAACCUUGGAGCACAACCACUGAAGCUGUGUUUUUUUUUUUUUUUUGUUUGUUUUUUGUUUUCGUUUUUUUUUUUUUUUUUUUUCUGAUGUUCUCAACCUAUCCCUUCUCAUCAUCUGCCCCGGUUUUACCAGAGAACAGCAAGCUUGCUGGACAGCUAGCUCCCCCCGAUCGACCCCUUCCUGUUUCAGUUUGAAAUGGCGGUGAAUGUGACACCGAUCCGGGACACGAAGUGGCUGACGCUGGAGGUGUGUCGGGAGUUUCAGAGAGGAACGUGUUCGCGGCCGGACAACGAGUGCAAGUUCGCCCACCCUGCCAAGAGCUGUCAAGUGGAAAACGGCAGAGUCAUUGCCUGUUUUGACUCACUCAAGGGACGCUGUUCCAGGGAGAACUGCAAGUACCUGCACCCUCCUCCCCACCUAAAGACACAGCUGGAGAUCAACGGAAGAAACAACCUAAUUCAGCAGAAAAACAUGGCCAUGUUGGCCCAACAGAUGCAGCUCGCCAACGCCAUGAUCCCCGGAGCACAGCUACAACCAGUGCCCAUGUUUUCAGUCACCCCCAGCCUUGCAACAAACGCCAAUGCCGCAGCAGCAGCCGCUGCGUUUAACCCCUACCUUGGCCCCGUGUCACCCGGUUUGAUGCCCGCUGACAUCUUGCCAAGCGCGCCCGUACUGGUCACCAGCAACCCCAGCGUUCCAGUACCUGCUGCCGCUGCCGCCGCCGCCGCACAGAAGCUCAUGAGGACGGACAGACUGGAGGUUUGCCGGGAGUACCAGCGAGGUAACUGCACUCGAGGGGAGAACGACUGCCGCUUCGCCCAUCCGUCAGACAGCACUAUGAUUGACACAAAUGACAACACAGUCACUGUGUGCAUGGACUACAUAAAGGGCCGCUGCUCGAGGGAGAAGUGCAAGUACUUCCACCCCCCGGCUCACCUGCAGGCCAAAAUCAAAGCCGCCCAGCACCAAGUCAACCAGGCUGCGGCCGCCGCUGCCUUGACUCAGUCGGCUGUCAAAUCACUGAAGCGACCCCUCGACGCAACUUUUGACCUGGGGCUCCCUCCUGUCUUGCCUCCUUUACCAAAGAGACCUGCACUUGAAAAAGCCAACGGUGCCAACACUAUGUUCAAUGCUGGCGUUUUCCAGUACCAACAGGCCCUGGCCAACAUGCAGUUUCAGCAGCAGGCUGCCUUCAUACCAUCAGGCUCGAUUUUGUGCAUGACACCUGCAACAAGUGUUGUACCCAUGAUGCACGGUGCUUCUCCAGCCACUGUGUCUGCAGCCACCACACCUGCCACAAGUGUUCCCUUUGCAACAGCAACAGCCAACCAGAUUCCAAUAAUAUCUGCGGACCAUCUGACUAGUCACAAGUAUGUGACCCAGAUGUAGGAGUCUCUGUCAGAACAAUGGAACUGGAGAUGGAGCGUGCUGGUGUCAAGUCCAAGAUUAACGGUCAACCUUCAUACAAGUAACAGCGAGAGCCGAGUGGCUUUGGAAUAAAAUCUGCAUGUCAGCGUAGAAGGAACAACGUUCUCAUGUGACGUUCCUGCACAGUUUCACGCGACAACAGACAAAAACAAAAACAAAGAAUUAGAAGCGCGUCAUUUGUAUUUCAAGACUUGCCUCUCGUUUUGCAGAGGCGACUGACCUUUAUUCACCAGACACAUUUUGAAUGUCAACACAAGGUUCAUGAGGGAGGAGCAGUCGUCGGGACUGAAUCGGUACGUCCGCUGACCAAGAAUCAACUCUUGCGUUGUCUUGUUCGUUUAUUGGUUGUUGGUUUUUCGAAUGUCAAUGUGUUCAUUUGUUUACACCAAGGUGCACCUUGUAUCUCAGUUAAAGUAAAGGAACAGAUAAUCUGACUGAACCACAUAUGCAUGCACAAUAAUUUUAUUUUUUGUUUGUUUGUUUUUUGUUGUUCUAUCUGGUUCUGUUCUUCUAACAGUGAUGAGGGAAUUUGCCUGCGCAAGAAAGCAACUGAAUGUCUGUGAUGUGUCUUUCAAACCUUUGUAGCCUACCUUUUUAUCUCUUAAGCACACGUCUUUAACCUUACAGGAAUCCCUGUAAAGUGCCAUGCAUCUCAAAGUAGACAGGAAUUGUAUUCAAGCAGUGUUACAAAGUUUUAAACUCAACAAUUCCCUUUAAGUCAUACGCGUCUGGUUUAGGGGUUUGCUCUUUUUUCAGGACAUGUGUCCAGCCACAUGACCUGUCAUUACCUGUAAUUCCCGUUAAGCACCGCUGAUUAUUGCACCCUAAAUAUUCUACUGAUGGAAACCUUUUUACAUUUUUUGUUUUGACUAUAUUCUUCGAUAUCUGUUAGCUGUUCAGAAAUGCGAACCUGCAAACAUAACAAUCCGUCUUUCUGUGCCAGCAUGUGCUUUGCAAAACUAUUCAUAUCACCUUUUCCACAUUUUUUUCACUCUGCAACUACAAACUUGUCUUUUGUGACAGACCAACACAAAGUAGCGCAAUCGUUUUUGGGUUUUUUUCCACUAAUGAUAUACUUUUGUGGCGCCACUUUUUGCUGCGAGGAGAGCUGCAGUUGUUUUGUUGCACAUCUAAAGACUGAAACCUUUUGCCAAUUCUUAGCUAUAAAAUGGCACAACUGUGAAAUAGCCUCAUGUUCUCAGUUAGAUUUAGAUGUAAGGCGUUGUAUUGAGUCGUUCUCCUGCUUUUCUGCGUUCGCUUCCCUCCGUCUUCUCAUGGCCUCCGAUCGACCUUCCCGUUCCGCUAGCGAAAAGCCUCCCUCCAAGCGCCGCCUGAAUUGCGUCUCGUUGUCGGGACGGUGUGUUCGGGGCUGCGUGGAGCGUAGGUUUUCUGCCACCAACGCUUCAUGCAACAUUUUGCAGGCAGGUGACUUCCUGAAAGCCACUGGAAAAUCUUGAGCUCAUCAACGCUUGGACUUCACACACGCGGCACAUUUCUCUGCGCUACUUUGUGUCGGUCCAGGACAGAGCAAAUUUGAUUUAAGCACUCUGAGGUUUUGUGGUUGCCGUGUAGCAAAAUGUGAAAAAGUUCAGUCGAAUAAUAGUGAUAAUAAUGUUUCAAGGUAGCGCAAGUUGCAUGCAGACCUGUAGAGUCUCUCUGGGAUGAAGACGAAAACAACAAAAUAACUGCUGUGAAGGCAAACAAGAAAUCUGUAAAGAAGAGUCUGCUGGUGGAGGUGUGAUGAUCUUUGUUUUCUUUAAAAACAGAAAAAGAAGAAAAAAAAAUAAUGAUAAUUUGUUCUUCUUAUUCAUGGUUAUGCGUAUUCUAAGACAGGUCGUCGAAGAAAAGUCGGCGUAGUGCGUGCGUGUAUAUAUAUAUAUAUAUGUGGUCCGACGUAUUUAAGAGUGUUUGUUUAAUACCUGAGAACUGUCUUUCGGAUAGUCAGCCAAAGUCUUUCUGUGUCGCUGUCGUACUGAGUAGACUAGAGGGGCUGACUUCAGGAGGACAGCCAGCCCAAAGAAGGUCCGGGUGUUUAGAGUAGAUCUCUGAAACUGUUUGUUUUGUUUCUCUCGUGGUUUGGAUGUUCUUCAGACAUUUUUAAUUGACGGACAAGGACAGCUGGAAAGCGGCAAGAAAAUGAAACCUGAUUGUAUUACUCAUCCGAAGCCUUAGCAUGUACCAUCGGGUCAGCACAAUGCAACACGCCAUUUUGAACCAUGCGGCUGCCUAAUCCAUGCCAUAAUGCAACACACACAGAACACGACGUGGCUGUCUGUGUUUUCCUUCUCAGACAAGGAGUGAACAUUUUGUUUGGAAAAUACUUUGAUGUUAGUUCUUACUUUUUUGGUUUUGCGGAUAAUAUUUAUCUUUAUAAUAAUGAGUAUAAUAGGUACAGCGUGCGUGCGUGUUUCUGCAUGUGACCUCCCAUCCGCAGAGUUCCCAAAAAUUCCACGUGAGGUCUUUUUUUUUUUUUUUUGUUCUUUUUGGUACGGUUACGAUUGUAAGCUCAAUAUUUUCUACGUUAUGCAUAUUGUUGAAGCGUAUGCGUCUUCUGUUCAUUUCUCUCGUCUGGUUUCGUGUGUGUUCUUUGAACAAAGAUGUUUUAUAUGAGUAUCUAACAGUGUUGACACAAUAGAAACACGAGAGGCUGAGUUGUCACUGUGGCGACGCUUGUCAAUAACUGACUAAUAUUUUAACGAUUGUAAGGUUUGUACCUCGUCCUAUAAGCGUAAAAAAAAAAAAACAAACAAAAAACAAUGUUAUCAAAAAGUCUAGUUCAUAGAUGUUUAGAGUAAAGAUGUUAUUUUCUAUCCAUUUCAAAUAUUAACUAUUGUUGAAAUGUUUCUACUCUCCCUGGAAAUCGGGCCAUGUUGGAAGACAAGCUGCAUAUUUAAUCACUUUUACAGGCCGGCAGGGCGAAGGCGAACUCGGCGGGCGGCGGUCCGACGCGCUCGUCUCCAACUCCGCCGACCGCAAACAACGGGGAGGGCGGGGGGGGACAGGGUGAGGGGAACACUGUGGCGAUGAAGACGUAACGAAGGUCGACUUUUUUGCACUUCUGUACAUAGCCAAAAAAAAAAAAGAAAGAAAAGAAAAGCAAAUAAAAAUAGAGAGUAUCGUGUA
This is a messenger RNA of Poeciliopsis prolifica (blackstripe livebearer), 5682 nucleotides long. Its product is annotated as muscleblind-like protein 1. Bases 1327 to 2520 code for a protein of 397 amino acids. The transcript has 11 exons. Gene Ontology annotation, molecular function: metal ion binding. Lineage: Eukaryota; Metazoa; Chordata; Actinopteri; Cyprinodontiformes; Poeciliidae. The record is from RefSeq and is a predicted model, not a curated record.